Messenger RNA from Photinus pyralis (common eastern firefly), 694 nucleotides. RefSeq names its product odorant receptor 43a-like. Bases 60 to 620 code for a protein of 186 amino acids. The record is from RefSeq and is a predicted model, not a curated record. The transcript has 5 exons. Gene Ontology annotation, molecular function: olfactory receptor activity; odorant binding. Gene Ontology annotation, cellular component: plasma membrane. Lineage: Eukaryota; Metazoa; Arthropoda; Insecta; Coleoptera; Lampyridae. Gene Ontology annotation, biological process: detection of chemical stimulus involved in sensory perception of smell; sensory perception of smell.
UAUACGACGCUUUGCUACAGCACGGUGUAACUAAGGAAAAAGUGCUACAAUUCAGAGAAAUGUUGAUGCAUGAUGUAAGAUGGUCAGAAGAAACCGAAGAGCGUGUCAACAUUGAUCGUAUUAUGACAAUAAUACAUUCCGAGGAUUUUAAAGCAAGAAUAUUAGACCUUCUGGGUAAAUACAUUAAACACCAUCAAGAAUUCCUGCAAUUUUGUAAGGUCAUGGAUAGCUAUUUCAUACCACUCCUAUUUAUGAAAGUCUGCCUAUCCAUGUUUUAUCAUGUUUUCGUACCUUAUUGUUUGCUUCGGAGCACCGAAUUAGGAUUAUCGCUAAUCUUAGUCCAAUAUGAAACGUGCGCGUUUACCGAAAUGCUCGUAUUUGCCUUGGUCGGACAAACACUGAUAAAUAAGAGCGAAGAACUUCGCCAAAACAUAUUUGAGUCACCAUGGUAUAUGUGUGAUGUGAACUACCAGAAGUAUAUUUUAAUGCUACUCAUGCGCACGGGACGUAGUACUAGUGUUCGUGUAGGAAAAUUGGCUCCAAUGUCCCUGCCAAUGUUUCUAUGGAUAUUGAAAACUGCAUUUUCAUACCUCACUGUGCUACGACAAGUUACAGACUGAUAAUGAGAAACAUCCAAUCGUGGCGAUUCGAUGUAGAUUUCCACUAGUGCACUACUUUACUUUAAACGUUUCCC